Leptosomus discolor (cuckoo roller) is the source of this 1348-nucleotide messenger RNA. The record is from RefSeq and is a predicted model, not a curated record. Lineage: Eukaryota; Metazoa; Chordata; Aves; Leptosomiformes; Leptosomidae.
GUUCAGAGUCAGAAAUGCCUUAUGUGGAUCGUCAGAAUCGCAUUUGUGGCUUCCUAGAUAUUGAAGAAAAUGAGAAUAGUGGAAAAUUUCUGCGGCGGUACUUCAUUCUGGACACACGAGAAGAUAGUCUGGUGUGGUACAUGGAUAACCCACAGAAUCUUCCCUCUGGAUCUCCACCCGUUGGAGUCAUUAAACUUACCUAUAUUUCAAAGGUUAGCGAUGCAACUAAGCUAAGGCCAAAGGCAGAAUUCUGUUUUGUUAUGAAUGCAGGGAUGAGAAAAUACUUUCUACAAGCCAAUGAUCAGCAGGACCUAGUUGAAUGGGUAAAUGUUCUGAACAAAGCUACCAAAAUCACAGUACCAAAGCAGUCUGAUCCUCUGUGUCACGUGGAUAAUGCAAAUCGUCAAGCUGAAAGCCCAGGUGGAAAGAAGCAAGUCUCUUACAGGACAGAAAUUGUUGGCGGUGUUCCUAUCAUUACACCUACCCAGAAAGAAGAAAUCAGUGAGUGCGGUGAAGGGGUUGACAGGAAUUACUUGAAACGGUCACAAAGUCACCUUCCUUAUUUUACUGCUAAGCAUACCCCAGAUAAUGCUAUUAUCAAAGCUGGCUACUGUGUAAAACAAGGAGCAGUGAUGAAGAACUGGAAGAGAAGAUACUUCCAGUUAGAUGAAAACACAAUAGGAUAUUUCAAGUCUGAACUGGAAAAGGAACCUCUCAGGGUUAUACCACUUAAGGAGGUCCAUAAAGUUCAGGAAUGCAAACAAAGUGAUAUAAUGAUGAGAGACAAUCUCUUUGAAAUUGUAACAACUUCUCGAACCUUUUAUGUACAGGCGGACAGCCCGGAAGACAUGCACAGUUGGAUAAAAGCGAUUUCUGGGGCCAUUGUAGCACAGCGGGGACCUGGAAGAUCGGCUGCUUCCGAGCAUCCCGAGUCUUCUACCGAACCCAACCAUGCUCUCCGUUCUGCCCUCCCAGCCCCAGCCACCUCACAUUCCACAGCCGCUCACGGCAGCCCUCUGGUCCCAAACCCUCACGCCAAAUACCCUGCCUUGGAGAAGCGAGGAUUUCACGAAUCUUUUACCAAGGCCAAGCCAGGGAGCUUCAAGAUCCAGGUUGUCGCUCCAAGAGAAUCAGCUUCCAAAGUGACUGAACGGGGCCUCUCGGAACCCCAAAGUAAAAAUGGCACUCAGGAACAGGAUCCUGGCCUCGUGGAUCUGGAUGAUGCAAGCCUUCCAGUUAGUGAUGUGUAGUGGUGGAAGUGUUUGGAGAAUGAUCCAUUUGUUCGGUCCUCUAAUUUCCUUGCUCGGACUUUUAACCAAAGAAAAUUACAGGAAAUGAGAACAAAAAA